AUGUUGGCCAUAAAGAAGGUUUUUGAACAGAGGAUGGAAGUAACAGAGAUGUGUAUGCUGAGGUGGAUGUCUGCUAAUACUAUGAUGGAUUGGAUAAGAAACCAGGAGUUCAGGGAGAAGUUAGAGGUUACACCUCGCUCCACAAAGAUGCAGGAGAACAGAUUGAGAUGGUUUGGGCAUGGACUAGGGUUGGUCAGAGGUAAGAAGGGUAGUGUUUUGGUGGGUGGUGGUUGGACUAGAUCAGAUCAGACCAGACCAAAUCAAUUUAGAUUAUAUCAGAUUAGUUCAGAUCAGAUUAGACCAGAUCAGAUUAGACCAGACUAG
Messenger RNA from Amaranthus tricolor (Joseph's coat), 324 nucleotides. RefSeq lists its product as uncharacterized. Bases 1 to 324 code for a protein of 107 amino acids. The record is from RefSeq and is a predicted model, not a curated record. NCBI's taxonomy places the organism in Eukaryota, Viridiplantae, Streptophyta, Magnoliopsida, Caryophyllales, Amaranthaceae. The transcript has 3 exons.